CCAAGCCAGCCGCGAAUGCGCAGUAGGUUCCGAUCCCGGCCAUCCCAUGAGCCUUUGGGGCGGACCCCAAGGCGAACAACGGAAGCAGCCGCUCUUGGUUUCCGGCAACACGACAGCGGCCGCCGGGCGACCCGGAAGUGUUCCCAUUUUGCGUCGUCGGGGCUCGGCGGCGGCCGGGCUCGGGGCGGACGUACCACCAUGGGGUCGUCAAAGAAGCACCGCGGGGAGAAGGAGGCGACCGGGACGACGGCGGCGGCCAGCACCGGGGGCGCCACCGAGCAGCCGCCGCGGCACCGGGAGCACAAAAAACACAAGCACCGGAGCGGCGGCGGCGGCGGCAGCAGCAGCGGCGGCGAGCGACGGAAGCGGAGCCGGGAGCGUGGGGGCGAGCGCGGGGGCGGGCGGCGCGGGGCCGAAGCCGAGGCCCGCAGCGGCGCGCACGGGCGGGAGCGCAGCCAGGCCGAGCCCUCCGAGAGGCGCGUGAAGCGGGAGAAGCGCGAUGACGGCUACGAGGCCGCUGCCAGCUCCAAAACUAGCUCAGGAGAUGCCUCGUCUCUCAGCAUCGAGGAGACCAAUAAACUCCGGGCCAAGUUGGGGUUGAAGCCAUUGGAGGUCAAUGCUGUCAAGAAGGAGGCGGGCACCAAGGAGGAGCCCGUGGCAGCCGAGGUCAUCAACCCUAUGGCUUUGCGACAGCGAGAGGAGCUACGAGAGAAGCUGGCGGCUGCCAAAGAAAAGCGCCUCCUGAACCAAAAGCUGGGGAAGAUAAAGACACUGGGCGAGGAUGACCCCUGGCUGGAUGACACUGCAGCCUGGAUCGAGAGGAGCCGGCAGCUUCAGAAGGAGAAGGACUUGGCAGAGAAGAGAGCCAAGCUGCUGGAGGAGAUGGACCAAGAGUUCGGCGUGAGCACUCUGGUGGAGGAGGAGUUCGGGCAGAGGCGACAGGACCUGUACAGCGCCCGGGACCUGCAGGGCCUCACCGUGGAGCACGCCAUCGAUUCCUUCCGAGAAGGAGAGACUGUGAUCCUCACCCUCAAGGACAAAGGCGUGCUGCAGGAGGAGGAGGAUGUGCUGGUGAAUGUGAGCCUGGUGGAUAAGGAGCGGGCAGAGAAAAACGUGGAGCUGCGGAAGAAGAAGCCCGACUACCUGCCCUACGCAGAGGACGAGAGCGUGGACGACUUGGCACAGCAAAAACCCCGCUCUAUAUUGUCCAAGUACGACGAGGAGCUCGAGGGCGAGCGGCCACAGUCCUUCCGUCUGGACCAGGGUGGCACGGCCGAUGGCCUCCGGGAACGGGAGCUGGAGGAGAUCCGGGCCAAGCUGCGGCUGCAGGCCCAGUCCCUGAGCACGGUGGGACCCCGACUUGCCUCCGAGUACCUCACGCCCGAGGAGAUGGUGACCUUUAAAAAGACCAAGCGGAGGGUGAAGAAGAUCCGCAAGAAGGAGAAGGAGGUGGUUGUGCGGGCUGAUGACUUGCUGCCUCUUGGGGACCAGAGUCAAGAUGGGGACUUUGGUUCCAGACUGCGGGGCCGGGGUCGGCGCCGAGUGCCCGAGGCAGACGAGGAGGCCCCGGAGGAGGAGGAGAAGGAGCCUGUGCCUCAGCCCCCGCAGUCAGAUGACACCCGAGUGGAGAACAUGGACAUCAGUGAUGAGGAGGAGGCCGGAGCACCGCGAUCUGGGUCCCCAGAGGUGCUGGAGGAGGAUGAGGCGGAGCUGGAGCUGCAGAAGCAGCUGGAGAAGGGGCGCCGGCUGCGGCAGCUGCAGCAGCUACAGCAGCUGCGAGACAGCGGGGAGAAGGUGGUGGAGAUUGUGAAGAAGCUGGAGUCGCGCCAGCGGGGCUGGGAGGAGGAUGAGGAUCCGGAGCGGAAGGGGGCCAUCGUGUUCAACGCCACGUCGGAGUUCUGCCGCACUCUCGGGGAGAUCCCCACCUACGGGCUGGCCGGCAACCGGGAGGAGCAGGAGGAGCUCAUGGACUUUGAACGGGAUGAGGAGCGCUCGGCCAACGGCGGCUCUGAGUCGGACGGGGAGGAGAACAUUGGCUGGAGCACAGUCAACCUGGAUGAGGAGAAACAGCAGCAGGAUUUCUCGGCCUCCUCCACCACAAUCCUGGACGAGGAGCCCAUUGUGAACAGAGGGCUGGCAGCCGCCCUGCUGCUGUGUCAGAACAAAGGGCUGCUGGAGACGACGGUGCAGAAGGUGGCGCGCGUGAAGGCGCCCAACAAGUCGCUGCCGUCCGCCGUGUACUGCAUCGAGGACAAGAUGGCCAUUGAUGACAAGUACAGCCGGCGGGAGGAGUACCGUGGCUUCACCCAGGACUUCAAGGAGAAGGACGGCUACAAGCCCGACGUUAAGAUCGAGUACGUGGACGAGACGGGCCGGAAGCUCACCCCCAAGGAGGCUUUCCGGCAGCUGUCCCACCGCUUCCACGGGAAGGGCUCGGGCAAGAUGAAGACGGAGCGGCGGAUGAAGAAGCUGGACGAGGAGGCGCUCCUGAAGAAGAUGAGCUCCAGCGACACGCCCCUGGGCACGGUGGCUUUGCUCCAGGAGAAGCAAAAGGCCCAGAAGACGCCGUACAUCGUGCUCAGUGGCAGCGGCAAGAGCAUGAACGCGAACACCAUCACCAAGUGAAGCCAACCUCCCUUCCGGUCCCCACCCCAACUUUAAUAUUAAAUAAAGUCCCCUCCUUAUUUUUUC
Molecule: messenger RNA, 2691 nt
Organism: Equus quagga
Lineage: Eukaryota; Metazoa; Chordata; Mammalia; Perissodactyla; Equidae
Gene: SART1
Product: spliceosome associated factor 1, recruiter of U4/U6.U5 tri-snRNP
Exons: 20
Coding region: 16-2625 (869 amino acids)
Biological process (GO): maturation of 5S rRNA; mRNA cis splicing, via spliceosome
Cellular component (GO): U4/U6 x U5 tri-snRNP complex
Source: RefSeq, a predicted model, not a curated record